Messenger RNA from Colossoma macropomum (tambaqui), 1796 nucleotides. RefSeq lists its product as uncharacterized. Lineage: Eukaryota; Metazoa; Chordata; Actinopteri; Characiformes; Serrasalmidae. Gene Ontology annotation, biological process: neuron projection development. Gene Ontology annotation, cellular component: plasma membrane. The record is from RefSeq and is a predicted model, not a curated record. The transcript is spliced from 2 exons. Bases 174 to 1646 code for a protein of 490 amino acids.
UCUCUCCCAGGCAGAGCCUCUGGUUUGUAAUCAGAUGACAGGAGCGGAUAAUCCGACGCUACACUCGCUCCGUUUUGUUCACUUCUUCAGAAAGUGAGCGCGAGGAGAAGGAGGAGGAAAGAAGAAGAGAGGAGAAGAGAGGAGAGCACAGGUGAGGGGGAGCAGGGGAAAGAAUGACUGAGGUGGGAGCUUUCCGGGCAGUUGGAGAGGAGAAGGGAAGUGGGAGGCCUUUCAUAAUGGCUGAGGGAAAGCGCCCUGUAUCUGAAAUCUACGCUACUGGCAACCAUCUUGGUUCUGCUGGAGCAGAGAUGGAGGAUGAUCAUGAGCCUCCCAUUAUCUCCUUAUCCAAGAGUUUCACAGACAUGGCAAGUGGACCUCCUCAGAGAAUGGAGCUAGCCUGGUGCUGGCAGGAUAUCCGCAAGAGUGCCAGCAGUUCAGUGUGCCCUCAGAGGCCUGCCAGCAUGGGUGGACCAGUCAGUGGCAUCCCAGUUUCUUUAGAGUUUGAGCAAGGUAGUGCAUGUAGUGGCAACAGCACUCCAGAGACAGUCAUCUGGCAUGGAGGGACCACACGGCCCUGGAGCAUCACAGAGGAUUCACCUGCAAGAAGGACACCAACACAAGAGCUUCUUCUGGGACGACAGCGAGCCUACACGAGUGAAAGGUGCACUCCGUGUUCCCCGUCCGUGCACAGGAACUUAAGGAUGGAGUGUUUGGAGGGCAUGGAGACAUGCUGUCAAGGUAGAGUGACUGGGGAGAACCUGAAAGCUUGCAACUGUUCCAGGAUGGUCUGUGGUGUAGUGUCUCCUGCUCUGGGCAGGUCAUGUCUGAGAAGUGCGCACAGCCUUGUGCAGCAAGGAGUGGAUGCAGACGUUUGCACCUUCAAAGGUGAGGGCCAUGGUUUACCUGGAGCCAAUACUUGCAGGUCUGCCUGUGUUAGCAAUGCACUGAACACUGGCUCUGUGAGGAAUUCUUGUGCUGUUGUACCCUGUGCUGGACAUCUGAUAUCUCUGCCAGCCUGUGGAGGAAGUCCUUGUCCAGGACAGCGGUCACUACUCCAUUCAAAUUUGCUUGGUUUCCCACCACUGGUGUCUUCAGUUAGCGAGACAGGAUUAAACAAUCGGGCUGCAGGUCACUGCUGCAGACCUGAAUUAGGUGGGAAAAACUCCCCUACCAUUAGACUAGAGCACUCCAGCCAAUCUGGGUAUUGCCCUCAGACAGUGAGGGAUGCCUUCACCAUGACAUCGGAGCAUGAUUUCAGAGAAGUUGGGGUGCAAACCAUGUCUACUGAUUCCCUUGUUUCGCCUCUGUCAAAUAUGUUCCCUGAUAUCAGCCUGACUGAUGGUCCUGGUUCAGACACAUCAGAUGUAGGACCCAGGUCCCCAGUGAAGGAGGUGGAGUGGGACGCAGAGGGAAUGACAUGGGAAGUGUACGGGGCAUCUUUGGACCCGGAGGAGCUUGGCUUGGCAAUCCAGCGGCACCUGGAGCUGCAAAUCAAAGAGACUGCAGCCGCUGCUGCUGAGAAGAAAUCUGCGGAAAACAAUUGUACGUCUACGCAACAGAGUAAGAGACAGAGGAAGAGUGGACGUGUGGGGCGAUCACUGCGCAGUACAGCAUGCUGCUCUCGCUCCAAUACUGUGGAAGAUUGAAGAGACAAAAAACUUACAAGUAUAGUUGACCUCCAAUACCUGUAAAAGGCCUUUUUUUACCUCCCAAGCGCUUCUCUUGCUGCCAUGAUAAAUGCUGCCUAAUCAGCCAGCAAGGUCAGAGUCUAUUAAAAAAAAAACAAGCAGAAUCUA